Messenger RNA from Dovyalis caffra, 354 nucleotides. The record is from the annotation of a GenBank genome assembly. NCBI's taxonomy places the organism in Eukaryota, Viridiplantae, Streptophyta, Magnoliopsida, Malpighiales, Salicaceae.
AUGAUUGGAACUCUUGGGGUUCAUCCUUUUGGCAUGACUUAUGAUUGGAAGACACAUUAUGGGUUGGGUUUUUGGCGGAGUCGAUCUACUAAAGUUGCUAAGCUUAGGAGGAAGGGUUUGAUGGACAAGAAAAUGGAGAGAAUCCUUUCAUAUUUUUCGCACCAGUUGAGGAAUCGUUGCCCGUUAAUGAUUUGCCUACCAAUGAGAGGCCGGUUACUCCUUAGAAGGGAAAUAAGAAACCGAGAUGAUAGUGUCCGAGAACUUGAUUUGGUUGGUUGGCUUUUGGUUUCGAGCGAGGCAAAAGGCUUGCGUAGGCUGCUGCAAGGGUUGCCUAAAGCAAUAAGAGCCGCCUAG